Sebastes umbrosus (honeycomb rockfish) is the source of this 1407-nucleotide messenger RNA. RefSeq names its product cyclin-dependent kinase inhibitor 2A/B (p15, inhibits CDK4) (gene cdkn2). The coding region runs from base 268 to 642 and encodes 124 amino acids. Gene Ontology annotation, cellular component: nucleus. NCBI's taxonomy places the organism in Eukaryota, Metazoa, Chordata, Actinopteri, Perciformes, Sebastidae. The transcript has 2 exons. The record is from RefSeq and is a predicted model, not a curated record. Gene Ontology annotation, biological process: negative regulation of cell population proliferation; regulation of cyclin-dependent protein serine/threonine kinase activity. Gene Ontology annotation, molecular function: protein kinase binding; cyclin-dependent protein serine/threonine kinase inhibitor activity.
ACGUCACCCCCAUUCAAAACAAGCCCAGACACACACCGACCGAGGAGCGAUCGCCGGAGUGGACAGACGAUGCAACACGGCUUUACUCAUCCGACCCAGACAACCUGUGGACCGGGCAGAGAGAGAGUUGAAGAGCAACACAUCAACACAUAGAACACAUCAACGCCGAGCCGAGCCGAGCCGAGCCGAGUCAUAGCGCUCUCUUGUUCCUCAAAUACUCAUCAUCAGACUACCUGUCAUUCACGUUAUCGCUGCAGACUUCUGGACAUGACUCUGGAGGAUAAACUGACAACAGCCGCAGCGACGGGUAACACGGCCGAGGUGGAGGAUCUGCUGCGGGCUGGAGCUCCAGUUAACGGGCUGAACUGUUAUGGACGCACCGCUCUGCAGGUGAUGAUGAUGGGCAGCUCUCCGGUGGCUCAGGUCCUACUGACCCACGGAGCGGAUCCCUCCGUGACGGACGGAAGCACCGGAGCCACGCCGCUGCACGACGCGGCCAGGACUGGCUUCCUGGACACGGUGCGGCUGCUGGUGCAAUUCCUGGCUGACCCGCAGGCCAAGGACAAUACUAACAAUCGGCCUAUCGAUCUGGCCAGAGACAGCGGCCAUACAGAUGUGGUGGAUUUCCUCCAGGCUCUGUGAGAGAGAGGCGCUGUGGUAUUUAUAUUUAUGUGUUGAAUGAGGACUCAUGAGGACCAGGGCCUGCAGAGGCCUGCAGCAGAUACUGUACUAUAUGCAUAUAGACUGGUUGGCUGUAAAAACAUGUUUUUUUAUUUAUUUGUCAGAUCUCUUGCAGAUAAACAUUUUAUUUUUAACGAAAUCAGGGCUAUCGAUGGGUGUAGGGUCGCUGUUUUGACAAAUAAUAAAUAGCCUACAAUCUAGUUGUACAGAUCUAUAAAGCUAUGCUAUUCGGGAUAUUCAGUUUACAACAUUAAUACAAGUUGUUGUAGAUUUAUCUUCCGUUUUUAUAAUGGAAAUGUUCCGAUUAGCCUAUAGAAUCCCACUUUACAGUUUUACUACAUGUGAUCAGUGAAUUGUAUUUUUAAAAUAGGAUUGUUUUUUUUAGUCAUAAACCAUAAAAAGAUUGACGCAUUUUGAAUAUCUUUCCAUGUCAAAUAUUCAACCAAAGCCAUUCAAAAAUGUUUUUGCACAUUGAACAUUAGUGUCUAACUGAUGCACUAUUCUGUAAGCAUUAUCUUUAUUCUGCAGAGACUUCCUGUUUUGUAAAAAAAAAUGAUAUUCAGAACUCGCUUAUUAUGCACUUUAAUAAAAUGUCAGAUUUAUUUAAAGAGUUUUAAGGUGUGAAGAAGAUCAGUAGUAAUAUGGUUAUGCUUCUCAUAUUGUCUGAAGGAUGGGUUACUGAAAGGUACCAUAAUAAUAAUAAACAAUCAAGCAAUGGUUAUUUGA